CCCUCUUUGAUAGAACCUCUCUGAUGUCGCCUGGUUGUUAACAAGCUUGACCCAGAAGCCAGGAAAGGAGGGGAGAAGGAGAGCAGACAAAACACACACUGCACGGAGUAAUCUGGAAGGGAUCCAAGCACAUUGUGACGAUCAGUUCUCUGUUUCUGGGCUCGGGCCUUCAUUGUAGUACUACCAAUGACCAACUAGAGCUUCAACUCUGGCCUUGGUGUGAUUUCUCACCUCUUCUGUCAAACCACGCUCACAGGUGAAGUGUGUAUGGAGCAGUGUGAGAGCGCAGCAGCUCUGCUGGAGUCGGUCAGGGAGCAGGAGGUGGAGUUUGAACAGCUGACCAGGGCGUUGGAAGAGGAGAGGAGGAGAGUGGGCCUCUCUGCCACCAGCCCUUCGGCACUGGGUCUCCCCCUCCCUCACACACAGAACGGGCGUUUAGGGGAUGCAGACAUUGAGCGACUGAAAUUAACAGACUCCUACAUAAACGGCACACAGUACAGAAUGGUGGACCCAGCACACGGCGCUCUAGAUGACAGCUACACACCAGAGGAUGAGUCUCAUGAAGCACACUCUGUCUUUUCUGAAGAAGGAACCACACGACGGCUCGACAAUGGGAUGAAGAAACCCAUGUCACGCCAAGUCCUGCCGAAUGACUCCAUGUCCAUCAACGGCAGCAUGUCCGUGUCUGGUAUGAGUGGCUACAGUGCCACACUGGACCGUCCGUACAGACAGGUCGGAGGGGACUACCCUACUGCCACAGUGCCCAGAAACUACCACUAUGGGCCUGUAGGGGUUUAUGAUGACUACAGGGGAGGACCGCCAUCAGAGGCAUACACAAGUUUGAGCAGAGGCUCGCACAUGGAUGAUCGCUACAGGCCAGUUGAUGGAUACAGAACUUUGGAUUCUGGUUAUCGGGCCCCAAGCCGCCAGCAGAUGGACCCCUAUGCAGCACAGCCGCAGGUGGGCAGAGGAAUGAGGGCCAUGGGCUCAGCGAUGGACAUGCGAUACGGACACGGACACUAUGGUCUGGAAGAUGACCAGCGGAGCGUGGGCUAUGACGAGUACGGCAUGGGGCCUCCACCCAUGCACCCUGGAGGUUACGGUACCAUGCCACGGCUAGGUCCAGGCCCUGGUGGAAUGGACCGGCGAAGACUCAGGAGUUGUGAAGAUACUCUGGAUGGCGAUAUGGGAGGAGUUGAUCCGUAUGCCUGGGGUGUUCCCAUGUCUCUGGAGCGAGGAAGCAUGGCUUCAUUAGAAAGCACACUGAGGAAAGGUCCUCCCGCCUCAUGGAGACAACCUGAGCUACCAGAAGUGAUCGCCAUGCUCAACUACCGCCUGGAUCCUGUCAAAACCAACGCAGCGGCCUUCCUCCAGCAUCUCACAUUCAAAAAUGACAAGGUUAAGUCGGAGGUGCGGCGCCUGAAGGGUAUCCCGGCCUUAGUGUCACUGCUGGACCAUCCCAGCAAAGACGUGCACCACUCAGCCUGUGGCGCGCUCAAAAAUAUUUCAUAUGGACGAGACCCAGACAACAAGAUUGCGAUUAAGAACUGUGAUGGAGUGCCAGCACUGAUCCGAUUAUUGAGGAAGACCCACGAUCAGGACCUCACUGACACCAUCACAGGCACACUGUGGAACCUCUCAUCCCACGAUUCGGUGAAGAUGGAGAUAGUGGACCACGCCCUGCACGCUCUGGCAGACGAAGUGGUAGUGCCCCACUCGGGUUGGGAGCGAGUGAGCAACGGCGGAGAGGAAAGCUGCAAACCGCGACAUCUGGAGUGGGAGACCGCCUUGACCAACACUGCUGGCUGCCUACGAAAUGUCAGUUCAGAGCGCAGCGAGGCACGGCGGAAGCUGAGAGAGUGCACAGGAUUAGUGGAUUCGGUGAUGUAUGUCGUGCAGUCGCAGAUCAACCGCAAAGAUGUGGACAACAAGUUGGUCGAGAACUGCAUGUGCCUCUUGAGGAAUCUGUCCUAUCAGGUCCAUCGUGAGAUCCCCAGCUGUGAACGCUAUGCAGACCCCACACCCAUCAACCAGGGCCCUGCACAUGGCUCCAACAAGGGUGGCUGCUUUGGCUCUCGAAAGGGCAAAGAUGAGUGGUUUUCCAAAGGAAAGAAAGAUGGCGAUGAUGGAAGUGCAGAUCAAGUUGACAUUCCAAAGAGAACAGUGCCUGCUAAAGGUUACGAGCUAUUGUUCCAACCAGAGGUGGUUCGAAUUUACACGUCGCUGCUUAGAGAGAGCAAGAACCCUUCUGUGCUGGAAGCCGCUGCCGGGGCCAUCCAGAACCUGUGCGCAGGUCGAUGGACUUUUGGUCGUUACAUCCGGGCCACAGUACGUCUGGAGAAGGGUCUUCCCAUGAUGGCGGAGCUGCUGGCUCACGGCAACGACCGCGUUGUGCGGGCGAUGUCUGGUGCUCUAAGAAACCUCGCCAUUGACAGCAGAAACUGUGAACUUCUUGGUUUGCAUGCAGUGCCCCAUCUUGUGGCGAACCUGCCUGGUGGCCAGAACCAGUCGGGGCGUGCCUUGUCGGAGGAGACUGUGGUGUCUGUGCUGAGCACGCUCACAGAGGUGCUCGGCAACAGUUUGGAGGCAGCUAAGACCCUUCGAGCUUCGCAGGGCAUCGAGAGGCUUGUUCUCAUAAACAAAGACGGCAAGCGGUCCGACCGUGAGGUUCGAGGGGCAGGCCAGGUGCUGCAGCUCGUGUGGGCCCACAAGGAGCUGCGUCGGCCUCUGGAGAAAGACGGCUGGAAGAAGAGCGACUUCCAGGUCAACGCAAACCCCGGCACCACCAACGGCCCGAGCACUAGGGCCAAUGGCACCUAUGGGGACAGUACCACACCACUGCUGGACAGAGGGGAAAAGCGAAAUAUGAUUCCAUUGAAUGAUCUCGGCUCCGAGGCUUACUCGACACUGGACCAGAGGGAGAGGAGACACACCCUCGACGACACCACAGACACUUUUCCGAGAGAGGUAUAUGGGAGAAGAAAGGGCUCCCUGCCUCUCUUGGACUCCUAUGAUGGUUAGCCCCCUCAUCCCACCCAAUCCCUCUGCAUGUAACAGCAUGAAAAACUGAUCGUGUGCAUUACCCAGACUGUGCCGUCCCUGCCUGAUCACUGCUACUGAGGAGAGCGGGAGGGAGGGAUGUGGUUGUCUGUUGUCUUCUCUCCCAUCUCCCACCGGACCAAUACAGAUUGGGAGACGACUGUCUGGCAUCCAAAGAACACGGUUUGUUUUGCAGGCAAAGAUGUUGCAGCAUCAAUAUAUACAAACCUCUUUUAAUGAUUGGCAAUUUACCGUAGCAACCGAAUUUUACUUUGUGUUAAGUUAUACAUUUGUAAAGGCAAUCAUCUUUGUUGACAAUCAUUUGAUUACAUUGUUGUCCUGCUUUUGUAUGUUUUAUUAUUGUCGACGUUGUCGUCCAAGUUAUUUUGCUGCCAAUGCCUGCAUCCUAACGAGGGCCUUGUGCGUAGACUUCGUUUUAGGAAAAAUAUACUGUAUAUAGAAAGAGAAAAUUAGAUGACAGCGUUCCUGUUGGCUGGUUUAUUUAAAUGGUCCUUUCAUGGGGAUCACUUGGAGGUCAGGAUGUCAUCGUUUGUAACCGAGUUGUUUUUGUCUAUAAUGACUUCCUCUCGGUGCGGUGGGCACUCGUGUGGACAAGAGAGACGGUGUGCGUUUAUCUGUCAUACAGUAAAAGUGCAUUUCUGAUUGUGCGUAUGGGAGGGGACAGACGCUGAUGGAGCUUUUUGUUUUUCCCAAGUGUGUUUUUGUAUGGCCUGAUCCAGAACAAUACAUUUGUUCUUGUGGCUCUUUUCUUUCCCUUGAGUUUCUUUUGCAUUACCAGACAUUUUUGUCUUUUUUGGAAGAAAAUAACAGUUCUUGUCUGCUUUUAAUCCAAGAUUUGGCUUAAUGAUUGUGGGAUAUGAAACUGGUCACCAACACCGCUAAACCACUAAUACGAUGUAAGAUUCAAUUUUGUCUUUCAUUGACUGAAUGCUUGUACUUGCCCUGCAGUUACUCUCACAUGUUUUUUUUUUUUUUUUUUUUUUUUUUUUU
Messenger RNA from Syngnathus acus (greater pipefish), 4050 nucleotides. Its product is annotated as catenin delta-1-like. The record is from RefSeq and is a predicted model, not a curated record. The transcript is spliced from 22 exons. Bases 268 to 3021 code for a protein of 917 amino acids. Gene Ontology annotation, molecular function: cadherin binding. Gene Ontology annotation, cellular component: nucleus; cytoplasm; adherens junction. Gene Ontology annotation, biological process: cell-cell junction assembly; cell-cell adhesion. Lineage: Eukaryota; Metazoa; Chordata; Actinopteri; Syngnathiformes; Syngnathidae.